GAUAACACCAUUACAAUCUGGUCUGGGCAGUGCUUGCUUGCUUCUUGGUUCUCCGCCACAGCCAACACACGUCAAAGAUGGCCUCGCCUGCUCCGCCCUCUUAGUACACCCUGCCUGCACUCAGCGCACUUUCGCGCGUACGCCCCUGUGACGUUUGCAGUUCCGACACACGUCCCCAUCCAACGUAGCCAAGCGUCACGCACCAACUGCCUCAAGUACUCCCGCGCCCCUCCGCGUCUGUCACGUCUCCCGCUGAGGCAGGCGUGUCAGGACCCAGCAUGUCUUUCUUCAAUGGCGCCGUCCAGUCGCUUCGUCUUCGCAAUCUCAAUUCAUCCCCCGAUUUCAUGGUCAUGGCCUCCGACCCGUACAGCGCCGGCAAUGGCUUCCUCGACGUGUUCAAGCACAAGCGCCCGGCGCACAGCUCCCAUCCGGACUUCGCGAACCUUGCGCUCCUCGUUUUCGAGGCUGUCAUGGAGGUGGUAUGCGUCAGUCUUCCGGGGUACAUUGUGGCCAGGAUGGGCCAGUUCGAUGCGGACGCUCAGAAGUUCGUCGCGAACCUGAACACCCAGCUGUUCACGCCAUGCUUGAUCUUCACGAAGCUUGCAUCGCAGCUCAGUGCCGACAAGUUGGUUGAGCUGGGCGUUAUCCCGUUCAUCUUCGUCGUCCAAUUGAUCGUUUCCUAUCUCGCUGCGUUGAUCGUAUCUAAGCUGUACGGGUUCAGCAAGAGGGGGCGCAACUUCGUGGUCGCCAUGGCGGUUUUCGGAAACUCCAACUCUCUUCCCAUCUCGCUCGUUAUCUCGUUAUCGAAGACGCUUUCUGGGCUUCAUUGGGACAGAAUACCAGGCGACAACGACAAUGAGGUAGCCGCCCGCGGCAUUCUCUACCUCCUCAUCUUUCAGCAGCUCGGCCAGCUCGUGCGCUGGACCUGGGGCUUCAAUGUACUCCUGGCACCUGCCGAUGCGUACAAGGAAGAAGACGAUGGCAGGAACAGCAUCAUGGAGAACGGCGAAUUCAGUGAUGGCGAGGCAGACCGCCUCCUAGACGAUUCGCAUUCCGACUAUGAGUCUGGCAACGUCACGAGCUAUGCGACUUCUAUCUCCACCACGUCGUCGGACUCAGACUCCAUCACACAACGAGAAAACGCCCAGUCGACUACCACCUUUGUCACACCGACGAAUGGAAACGUAACGGUCAAGGGUCCCGGAAAUAUGAAUGGGAACGGCUAUCCUGACGAAGGCGUUCAAUUCGGCACUGUCUUCUCUUAUAAAACAGAUCAUCCGCCCAAGGGCCCGAAGAAAGUCGCUUUCCAAGUGCAACGCACUCUACAGCGCUUUGCACGAUCUAUUCGCGACGUUAUUGCACGCGCUUCACGACGCGUAUUUCUAGCACUUCCGGUCUGGCUGCAGAGGACGCUGGCGAAGCUCUACCACUACACGGCCAAAUUCCUUGGAGGCUGCUGGGAGUUCAUGAACCCUCCGUUGUGGGCGAUGUUGGCAGCAAUCGUGGUCGCGUCGAUUCCUCCGGUCCAGCACGCCUUCUUCGACCCAGGCACGUUCCUCAGUAAUUCUGUGACUCGCGCCAUUAGCCAGAGUGGCGGUGUCGCUGUGCCACUCAUCCUGGUCGUUCUAGGCGCCAAUCUGGCCCGCAACACUCUCCCUGACGAAGGCAAUCGCUCCAUCGAAGACAUCAAGGUGGAGAAGAAGCUCGUCCUUGCUUCGCUUGUGAGCCGGAUGCUCAUUCCGACCCUCAUCAUGGCCCCUCUCCUGGCCUUGACGGCCAAAUUUGUGCCCGUCAGUAUCUUGGACGAUCCGAUCUUUGUAAUCGUCUGCUUCCUGCUUACGGGUGCACCGAGCGCGUUACAGCUGGCGCAGAUUUGCCAGAUCAACAACGUGUAUAUGGGUGCCAUGUCGAAUCUUUUGUUCCAGAGCUAUGUCGUCUGGAUCCUUCCUUCGACACUGCCCCAAGCGCCUGCAUCAGCAAGCCCAAAGCUGCAGCCGAGCAGCCGCAGUGUGCACGAUGGCACGUCGCCGCGCCCGGGCAGCUCGAAAGUUGUCUCUAUUGCCGACCCGGAGAUCGAGAGCAUCUCUCCUUUGAUGCGUGGCCAGCAUAAGGAUCUAGGCGGUGGUGAUUACUUCGACCUUGGGCAGGCUGCCAAACAAUUCCGCGCCAAUGUGAGCGGAAAGAGACUCAUCGGCAGACCGUCUGUCGAGCGGCUUGCUCCAGCGAGUAGACAAUCGACAGAAGGCAACCCAUCGUACAACUCUUUGCUUUCAGACAGCUCCGAAGGCCUCCCCUCCCGACAGUCCCAUGAGAACUUGAUUAAGCACGUUACCACAUGGCUUAAAACCGAAAAGGCUCGCCGGCAUGCACGAAAAUCAAAGCGCAAGGUUGCAGCUGCGAAAGUAGCUUCUGCAGUAGAGCACGCCCUUGGUGGAUCCAAAAGUGAACAUUCUGAAGAGAGGCGCGGUUCCGACUCAUCUGAUGGUUCGGUAGCUUUGGAUCAACUUGCAAUGAUCCUUGAGAGAUCCAUGUCCCUCAAGUCUACUGACGGAUCGCCUCGCUUUCACAGAGUGGGCUCUCACAGUCGGAAAUUGUCCCUUUUCAAACGCAACUCUACUAUUUCGUCGGGAGAGGACCAUUUUGACUCUAUCGAUCAGCUUGUGCCCAGCUGCGAAGCUAUUCUUGACAAUUCGAAGACUAUGACGUACGGUGCUGGCGGUCCCGAGUCAGAAAGCACUGACGAUUUAACGAAAGUCUCUACUCGUCGAGCCAAGAAGGAGAAGGAGGCGUGGGCAGCUUUCAAAUAUGAGAUUGUGCGGCUUACGCAUACUCUGAAGCUCAAAGGCUGGCGGCGAGUGCCGUUGGAUAUGAGCGGCGAAAUCACCGUCGAUCGGUUGAGUGGCGCUUUGACGAACGCAGUAUACGUAGUCUCACCUCCCAAGAACUUGCCCGAACAAAGAUCCCGAGAGGAAGGGGUCCCCACACCAAAGAAUCCUCCUCCCAAACUCCUACUACGUAUAUACGGUCCGCAGGUCGAGCAUCUAAUUGAUCGAGAGGCAGAGUUGCAAAUCCUGCGGAGGCUUGCUCGAAAGCGAAUCGGACCACGAAUGCUGGGUACUUUCACUAAUGGAAGAUUUGAGGAGUACUUCAAUGCGAGGGCAUUGACCCCGCAAGAACUCCGUGAGGCGGGCACUUCAAGGCAGAUUGCGAAGCGCAUGAGGGAGCUACACGAAGGCAUCGAUCUCCUUCCAAAAGAGCGAGAAGCUGGUCCUUUUGUUUGGCAGAGCUGGGACAAGUGGGUUGACCUAGCAGAGAAAAGGAUGUCCUGGCUGGACCAACAGAUCAUAAAUGGCACUCAGGGCAGUGUGCAGUCCGCCGCUGAUAGGUGGAAGGAUCGAGGGCUUGUGUGCGGCGUAGAAUGGCCUGUCUUCCGAAAGACUGUGGAGAAAUACCGAGCUUGGCUUGAAGAGCAGUACGGAGGUAUCGAAAAACUCAACGAGCGGUUGGUCUUUGCUCACAACGAUACGCAAUACGGAAACAUACUACGUAUGACGCCGUCAGGAGAAUCGCCUCUCCUCCUCCCAGCGAACGAGCAUAAACAGCUUAUUGUCAUCGAUUUCGAGUACUCCAACGCUGACCUCCCCGGAUACGAAUUCGCCAACCACUUCAACGAAUGGUGCUACAACUACCACGACCCAUCCCCCCACCGCAUCAACACCGCCAUCUACCCCACCCCGGAUGAACAACACCGCUUCAUCCGCGCCUAUCUCCAGCACAACCCCACCUUCAAGUCCUCCCGCGGCCAUUCCUCCAACCCGCCCACGCCCCACCUCGAUCCCCUCCAGUCUUCCGGCAGCAGCACCGCCCUCGCAGCCACCGCCACGCCCACCACCAUCUCCGCCUUCAUGCUCGACGCCCGCGCCCAGCCCGGCGAGCGCUACAGCUACCACGAGCACGAGGCGCAAGUCGAGCAGAGCAUCGAGGACGAGACGCGCAGACUCAUGGCGGAGACACGGCUGUGGCGCAUGGCGAGCUCCGCGUUUUGGAUCGCGUGGGGCAUCGUGCAGGCUGUGGUGCCGGGGAUGCCGAAUCUUGACGAGGAAGAGGGGAAGGAGGCGCCGGUUAGUGCGGAGGCUGGUGUGCUGAAGAGCGCGACGAAGGAGGUUAGGGAUGAGGCUGCGGCCGAGGAGAAGGAGAAGCAGAGCGAAGUGAGUGAGAUGGAGCGCGCGGGUGAUGAACGAGGAGCGGGUAGCGCUGGGACUGGUGCAAGUGCUGACGAACCACAGGCUGAGGAGGAGGAAGAGUUCGACUACCUGGGCUAUACGCAGGAGCGGGCGCUGUUCUUCUGGGGCGAUGCGAUCAAGAUGGGCAUUGUGAAGGCGGAGGAGCUGCCCGAGGAGAUCAGGAGCAGAGUUAAGACUGUGGAGUACUGAGCGACGGGCAUAAAGCCACGGAGCCGCUGGCGAGAAAUGUGGAAUUUCUGCGUGGUCUGCGGUGGAGAUGGGUUGAGGAAGGUCGAUGGGAAGGCCUGUGUAUGGCCUGUGUGCAAGGUCUACCCGGACAACCUUAUGGUUGCCGACAAUUUCAUGGCCUCUUUGUUGCCUCUUUUGCGUCUAGGUAAUAGCUAAGUAGCUGAAUGAUACUGGAACCUCACCAC
Molecule: messenger RNA, 4657 nt
Organism: Paraphaeosphaeria sporulosa
Lineage: Eukaryota; Fungi; Ascomycota; Dothideomycetes; Pleosporales; Didymosphaeriaceae
Product: kinase-like protein
Exons: 7
Coding region: 279-4433 (1384 amino acids)
Biological process (GO): transmembrane transport
Cellular component (GO): endoplasmic reticulum; membrane
Molecular function (GO): phosphotransferase activity, alcohol group as acceptor
Source: RefSeq, a predicted model, not a curated record